GGUCAAUUGAACGUUUCAAGAAGUUCAAACGCAUUUUUACUUUUGGACGAAUUUGAUCAUUAUCUUAAACUUUUCUUGAUAAUGGAGAUUGUACUAUGCAAUACCCACGGCAGCACAUGCAUGCUGAAGACGGGAGUGAAAGAAGGGCCAAAUAAGGGUAAAAGCUUCUACUUGUGCGGGGAGCGUCAACUGGGGUCUCCCUGUGAUUUCACCAAAGUGGCAGGGAUCCCGGCCUCACACUGCCUGCUUCAUGAGGAUUCUAUGGUGGAACUCCAGACUCUCAUCCGCAGUCAGAAGCAGCAGGGCUACAGGUUGUACUACCGGUGUGUUUUGGGGAAGAACGCAGGUCAGAGGUGGUGUGGCAAUGUUCCCUGGACAGCGCCAGAGGCAGAGAAAUGCAGCCCACUGUCUGACAGACAGCUGCAGCCCUCCAGCCUGCCCCCAGAGAGAAAUCCAUUCAAGGCCCCAGGCAAGACUGACCAGACGUCAGAGUGGAGGAGACUCCAAGAUGGGGGGAGACUGGAGGAUGAGAGCAAAGGAAAGAAUGAGAAAGGUGGAGAGAAGGAGAGGCUUCACAAGAGUGUAGGUAAAGAAAGCGAACACGGUCGAGGUAUGGAGGAGGAGGAGGAGAGGGGGAUGUUAAGUUCCUCGGAGUCUUGGAGAGAUAAACAGCUUCCAGCAGGGAUGAAGAUAAAGAAGAGAGUAUCAGGCGAGGAGAAUAAGGAAAGUUCUGAAACAUCACCUGAGGAAAAGGAAAAGACUGUCAAGGAGAUGAAAGACAAAAACAAGAACUCAAACAAAGACAGCCAGAGAGAGGCUGAGACAAGCAACAACUCUAGCCCGAAACCCCAGGAUACAGAGGACCCACACAAAGCCUCAAAGGGUCGUCAUGGAUACUACCCACGAGAGUCACCAACCAAUAGCCUAAAAGAGUCUGGAAAGCAUGCUGGGAAAAAGCCAAGCACAGAUAGGAAGAAGAGCAACCCCUCCAACCCAAAUGGCACUACCUCUAAAGAUGCCCAAGCACCUAAGAGCACAGAGAAGACCAAAACCCCAAUCCCACAAUCUGAUAAACCAGCGCAGCGACUUUCCACUCCAACAACUGAACAGGAUAAGGAGGUCGAGAAAAUGACUGCUUCAUCAUCACAGCAGAACCAGGACAAGUCCCAUUGUGGGAACCAAUUUGGAGAGUGGCGUUGUGAUGAAGAUGAUGAUGAUGAUGUCCAGUUUGUGUCAGUUCAGCCAGGUACACAGACGACGACUCUAGUACCAGUGCCCCUGGUCCAGAAAGCCCUGACAUCCUUCCCAGGGUUCCAGCCUGCCUCUCAGGUCAAAGGUCAGCGGGAGGACCCCAGGGCCCUACACAGCCAGCUCACUGCUCAGCUCAAACAGAAGAAGGCCACUCUGUCGGUGGUGAAUAUGUCUGCUCUGCCCGAUAAAGGGGAGAGGUUGAAGAGUCAGGUCAAAGACCUGGAGGAGGCUCUGGAGUCUCUCUGCCUGACCACUUCCACUGAGCCAGAGCCUCAGGGUGACGAAGGUAAUGCCAAACCAAAGCCCACUCCCAGCCAGUACAACCCAUUUAGCUGCCCGGGAGGCACCGUCCUACUGCCCAUUGCUCCUGCCCCCCUCCAGUACCAGGCCUCCACCAGCUCAAUGGGGCUGCAGCUCAGCCAGGGAUACACUCAGAUGUAUGGAGUGAACCCCCAGAGCCAAGCGUUCUAUGGAGGCAGGAUGACAGACAACCGUCUGCUAGCGGUGAAGAACGCCACCUCUGAGGCCAUUGACCACCUCCACAGCUCCCUGGAGUCCUGCCCCGACCCCAAUGCUGAGGUUACGGACCCGAAAGGCAUCAAGGUGCCUCUACUGGCCCAUCAGAGACGAGCCCUGGCCUGGCUGCUGUGGAGAGAGACCCAGAAACCCUGUGGAGGGAUCCUGGCUGAUGACAUGGGCCUGGGGAAAACCCUCACCAUGAUCGCUCUCAUUCUGGCCCAGAAGAAGAAGAAAAAGGAGGAGGAGAAAGACACUAAAUUGGAAGGCUGGAUCUCCAAAAAUGACUCUAGCCUGGUAGUGUCUCAGGGCACUUUGAUCAUCUGCCCUGCCUCUUUGGUUCAUCACUGGAAGAAGGAGAUCGAGAGACACGUCAAGAGCAGCCGACUCAGUAUCUACCUGUACCACGGGCCCAACCGCCAGAAGAACGCCAAUGUUCUGGCUGAGCAUGAUGUGGUGGUGACCACCUACAGCCUUGUCUCCAAGGAGAUCCCAGUCCCGAAGGACGAUGCAGAGAAACCUAGCAAGGACCCUGAGAAUGUGCCAUCAGCCCUCCCUCCUCUGCUGCGGGUGGCCUGGGCCCGCAUUGUGCUGGACGAGGCCCACAACAUCAAGAAUCCCAAGGUGCAGACCUCCUUGGCUGUGUGUAAGCUGAGGGCCAAGGCCAGGUGGGCUGUUACCGGGACCCCCAUCCAGAACAACCUACUUGAUAUGUACGCCCUGCUCAAGUUUCUGCGCUGCGCCCCAUUUGAUGAGUUCAAGCUUUGGAAAACCCAGGUAGACAACGGCUCUAAGAGAGGAGGAGAGCGACUUAACAUUCUGACCAGAACUCUGCUGCUCCGACGCACCAAAGACCAGAUGGACUCUACUGGAAAACCUCUGGUGAAUCUGCCAGAUCGGACCUGUGAGGUGCAUCGCCUGAAGCUGUCUGAAGAGGAGCAGUCUGUUUACGAUGUGGUGUUUGCACAGUCCAGGUCCACUCUGCAGAACUAUCUGAAGAGACAUGAGGGAGACAAUGGUAAAAAGGGAGACGACUGCAAUCCCUUCGACAAGGGUAAGGGAGUGGCUCGUGAGUUUGGAGUGUCCCAGGCGGACUCUGUAUCCUCCUCCCAGCAGACCCAGGGCCCCACCAGCACUGUUCACAUCCUGUCUCUAUUGCUCCGACUCAGACAGAGCUGCUGCCAUCUGUCUCUGUUGAAGAAGACCCUGGAUCCGUCUGAGCUGCAGGGGGAUGGGAUCUCUCUCUCCCUUGAGGAGCAGCUCAAUGCCCUGUGCCUCUCCUCCGAGCCCUCGGGCCCCGACCCCAAAGCCACCGUGUCCCUCAAUGGGAGCCGAUUCGCCUCCGAUCUCUUUGAGGACACCCACGAGAGCACCAAGAUCGCUGCCAUUCUCACAGAGCUGAAGGAUAUCAGGCAGCAGAGUGAGGCUCAGAAAAGUGUGAUAGUGUCCCAGUGGACCAGCAUGCUUCACAUCGUGGCCGUUCACCUGAAGAGAAUGGGCCUGAGCUUUGCUGUCAUCGACGGCACUGUCAACCCCAAACGCCGCAUGGACCUGGUCGAAGAGUUCAACACCAACCCUAAAGGACCACAGGUGAUGCUUGUGUCUCUGUGUGCUGGAGGAGUGGGCAUUAACCUUAUUGGAGGGAAUCACCUCUUCCUCAUGGACAUGCACUGGAACCCAGCUCUAGAGGACCAGGCCUGUGACCGCAUCUACAGAGUGGGUCAGCACCGAGACGUCACCAUCCACAGGUUUGUGUGUGAGGGCACAGUGGAGGAUAAGAUCUCCAUUCUGCAGGAGAAAAAGAAGGAUCUCGCACAGAAGGUGCUGUCAGGGACUGGAGCCUCCUUCACCAAGCUCUCCCUGGCUGACCUCAGGGUCAUCUUUGGGGUCUGACGACCAGGAAGUAAGGGUGGUGGGGGCAGCCAGACUGAGGACCAGGUAGUAGCGGGGCCAGCCAUACUUAAACAAUUAGGUUUGCUAGAUUUAUGUUGUGUAUGAAUCUGGUUGAUAACCCCCUUUGCUCUUGUUGGUUACUGCGCACAACAGUACAUAUUGGCACAUAAUGUGGCUAAUGUGGUUGGCUUGAAUGCUUUGCUGCUACUUUUCUCCAUAUGGUCUUCUGGCAGGUUGCAGAGCCUCAGGCCUACUAGCUGUGUACUGUUGUAUUUCCCAUAUCCAGUACUCUGUUUCACACUAUUCCAUGUGUUACGGCAACGACCUUGUUUCUCCUGGUCAGGUCACAUGGUCUUUUCAUUGAAUACAUUUUAAGUGUAAUUUAUAAGACUGACUUAUCUCUGCUGGGUCAUGUUAUUUCUAAUCCUAAAUACUUUUACCGCUUAUGCUGUGUUUGAUUAUUAGGUCUUCCUCAAGGCUGUUGGAUGUUUUUUAAUAAAAUAUUAUUUAUUACAGUUGAUCAAGCCGCUUAUUCUGAGAAUGAGAAGUUGCAUGAAUUCCGUAAGAACAAUCACUGCAGUGGGUGAAAAUAUGUUUGAUUUUGGAUUAAUAAUGAAAUCUACAUAAACAAAGAGUUUCUGUUUAACAGAAAAAGCUCCCUAAAUUACCCAGGGUCUUCAUAAGUGGUAAAAAGUGGCAAAUAGCAGAUAAUGAUCCAUCUGACCGUUGAUAACCAAGUAUUGUCAUGAGUAAUAAAGACAAUACAGUCAGUAAUCAUACAAUGUACAGCCAGAUGUAUUACAAAAGUGGGUGUUAUGUUGUUUGUGAAAGUAUUCUGGUUAAAACCAUACCCAGUUCAGAGUUUUUCAAACGUGAGAUGAUGGAAUGAUUGUCCCACUGAGAGAAAGUCCCUAAACCACCAGUCACAUGGUUUAGAAUAAAACUCAGGCAAGUACAUACAGGGAGGGGUUAUGGAGUAAUGUUAAUACCAAUAUAAAUAUACACAUUGCUUAAGCUAAAAUGUUCAGUAGCAUUAGGCUACAGGCAAUAUUAAUCAAUUUGCUGAUGUUAAGCUGUGUAGAUUCUUAUGCUUAAUUUUAGGAGUUGCCUUUUUCUAUGGAGGUUGCUGAUGGAUAUUGUUAAUGCUCAACCACAUUGCAAAAUCAGUGGUUAUUCACAACCAAUCUCUUCUACUGGCAAAUACAUUUUGUAAGGAAACUUGAUAUGCUAAUAAUGUAAUUGACUAAUUUAUCCUUGUGAUGAGAAAACAUUCCUCUUCUGUCCUUUCAGUAGAGGAGUCUUCCGGGAGGUUCUGUCCCAUCAUAACAGUUCUCCUGAUCAGUCGAAUGUUGAUUCAUCUGAACAUCCAUGUUGAUCUUGAUGCUCCAAGCCUCCAAUCUGAGGUCCUCCAUGAAUGCUUUCUUCACUCUGAGUUUGUCCACUUUGAGGUCGUCCACUCUGUGUGUGGGCGACAUUAGACUGUGAGCGUUCUGAUUCUAGUUCAUGCAUUGCUCUCUCCUCUUCCUCCUUUGUCUUUUUGUCUUCAGCCUUUUCAUAGUACACAUCAUACAGAUAUUCCCGAUAUGACUUGCCUCUGGAUGUUCCACAAACCCACAGAGCCAAGAUAACUGUCAAAAGAGUCAAUCCUAAUGUCUGAAAGUAAUGAGGAUAUUUGUGAUUAGAAAAUUAUUUCCCAUAAUAAGUACAUUCAUUAAAUAGGUUACUUACCCGAGAACACAUUACUUGGAAACGGAAUGUUGCUGCUUCUUUUGUCUAGUCUUUUUGAUCUUUGCAUGAUAGUUGCUCUUUGGGGUUUGUGGAUCGGAGACACACAAACCAGUCUUCAUCAAUGAGCGCUGUUAUUACCCAUAAAAGUCCAGCUGAAAAUGACCUCAAGAAAAACAUGCAACAAUGAACAAAACUGCAUUCCCCCUUACAGAUUUUCAUGCACUGUGGGUCCAUCAUCAUCAGGACAAAACACAGUAUAAGGCAAGGCCACGCCAUAUAAACUAUGCAAGCUAUUUUGUUAUAAUACGGCUGACAAGGACAGGUGAAGUCCAGUUUGAAAAUGUACUGGAUAAUUAUGAAAAAGGCAACAAUGGCAAAGCACUGUAGCCUGUAGCAAACAACUUCAUCAAGAAUUCAUAGUUUAGAGCUGGGUGAUUGGCAUGUGCUGGCAUAUCAGCUCAAAUAAGAACACCUCCCCUUGGUCAUAAUGAUGUAUGGAGUGGUGCUCUGUGAUUGUAUCAUGUGCUGGUUGUCUUUUUAUAACUAUCUUAAAAAGGUGGGGUUACUGAGGUAAGGUGUCAUAUUUCCCCUUAUGGAAACUGCCCUAAGACAUUUUGAUACAGCCCACAGGUUUCACCUACUUGUUGCCAGUGAUAUGCAUUCUUCUCACCUGAAGUAUGUUUGUUAGUGUGCAUCCCAUCCAGAUUCAUUUCAAUGUUUUUGUGUUUUUACAGAGCAACACUCUUUUACUUUCUUUUUGAAUGCUUGAUUAACUUUUCUCUGUUUUUAUCGUGAAAUAUGACAUCACACAACAAAUGGCCAAUCCCAACUAACUGCAGUUGAGAACAUUAAAAGUACAUACCCUAUGCAUAGUGCAAGUGA
This is a messenger RNA of Oncorhynchus masou masou (cherry salmon), 6270 nucleotides long. It is a transcript of the gene ttf2, whose product is annotated as transcription termination factor, RNA polymerase II. The transcript is spliced from 23 exons. Gene Ontology annotation, molecular function: ATP binding; zinc ion binding; ATP-dependent chromatin remodeler activity. The record is from RefSeq and is a predicted model, not a curated record. The coding region runs from base 82 to 3660 and encodes 1192 amino acids. NCBI's taxonomy places the organism in Eukaryota, Metazoa, Chordata, Actinopteri, Salmoniformes, Salmonidae. Gene Ontology annotation, cellular component: nucleus. Gene Ontology annotation, biological process: DNA repair.